AUGACCACACCGACUAUAGAUGAGCGUGGUGUUUUAAAUUCACCCAGUGCUUCCAAAUUUGACCAAGAGGAGGCGCGAAGGGCACUUGUGGAAAUGUUUAUUGGGGAAGAGCUACCAUUUUGCUUUGUUGAAAGCCCGAAAUUUCGAAAAUUUGUGCAUGCCCUACAAGCAAGAUUCAAAGUUCCUUCACGGACUACAUUAGCACGUGACAUUGGAGCUCUUUAUGCUGAAGAGAAGAUGAAGUUGCAAGAUUUUCUUUCGGCAAAUUGUGAGGUAGCUUUGAAGCAUCGCAAAGAAUUUGAGUUGCUUGCUUUGAAAGAUAAUACCUAUAUAGGAGAGAUGAAUGGAGGAAAAGGGAGAGGUGUUCCUUCUGAUUCAGACUGGGAGUAUGCUGAGUCCAUUGUACCAUUUUUGCGAGUGUUCAAUGAUGCCAGUAUACGUGUUUCUGGUACCUUAUAUGUUACCAGUGAUAUGUAUAUGAAGGAAGUAUUUGCAAUUGGACGAUUUAUUCGUCAUUCUUGUGAUUCUGUUGAUUUUAGUACUAUGUCAAUGGCAGAAAGGAUGAGGGUUAAGUAUGAGAAGUAUUGGGGCAAUCCUGAUUCGGUGAAUAUGUUGUUAUUGAUUGCUAUCGUACUUAAUCCAAUGCAAAAGAUUGAGUAUGUCAAUUAUUUCUUGGAUUACUUCUUUGGAGAAGAAAAAGGAGGCGAAUUGAAGUCAAAGUUGUCCAAGUGCAUAAAGUUACUUUAUCAGCAAUACCAAAGUUCUGAGGAAGCAAGUGAAGCUGAUACGCAAGAUGUUCAAGCCAACAACAUUAAUAUCGAUCUUCAUGGCAUGGGCUUUUUUCUGCAAGCAACUGGUCGCAGAACAAAUACAAGAUCUGAACUUGAUAGAUAUUUACAAGAAGAAUGCGAGCCAUACUCCCAUAAGUUCGAUAUACUAAACUGGUGGAAGGUCAACUCAACCCGAUUUCCAAUUCUUGGAAAUAUGGCUCGUGAGGUAUUGGCUAUACCUGUUUCUACGAUAGCUUCGGAGUCUGCAUUUAGUACUGGAGGAAGAGUCCUCAAUCCAUACCGCAGUUCCUUAACACCUAGAAUGGUAGAAGCCUUAGUCUGCACAGGAGAUUGGUUUAAGGAAGAUCUUUUCUCUGCUUUAGAUGAUGAUGGUGAAGUUCUUCAACAAGUUGAUCAAGAUAUAUUUUCCUCUAAUGAUGGUGCUUGUUCUAUGGCGGCAUCAAUUGAUAAUAUUGAUGAUGACUAG
Messenger RNA from Arachis duranensis, 1257 nucleotides. RefSeq names its product zinc finger BED domain-containing protein RICESLEEPER 2-like. Bases 1 to 1257 code for a protein of 418 amino acids. Lineage: Eukaryota; Viridiplantae; Streptophyta; Magnoliopsida; Fabales; Fabaceae. The record is from RefSeq and is a predicted model, not a curated record. The transcript has 3 exons. Gene Ontology annotation, molecular function: DNA binding; protein dimerization activity.